AUGGGGGCUGCUGACCCCGAAUUCACGUACAGCGUGCAAGUGGAUGACGAAAGCAGGAUCAAGAAGCUACUCUGGACAACUGAAAAGGGAGGAUACAGGGUGCUGCUGCGUGAAGUGAAAGUGGAAAAGUUUGAACGGGUCUUCAGGGAGUUUGUUAAGAUGAUGAGUGGGAAAAACCCAGUGACCAUAUUGACAGAUCAGUGCAGAGCGAUGGAGCAUGUGUUAAGGAAAACCAAGGAGAGGCUAGGUGCCCUGUAUGGGAAGAACAACCAGUUCAAGGUUGAUUUCCACCGGAUUAUGAAUCAGAUGCUCACAAAGGAGGAGUUCGAGGGUGCAUGGAUUCAGAUGCUAAGGACAAAUGGGCAAAGCCUUACUUCAGUGGAAUUCUGUGCGAGGAUGACCAGUACUCAACAAAGCGAAAGUGUGAACCACAUGUUGAAGACAUACGUGCCCCCUGGCUCGGCAAUGCACGUGUUUGUAAAACAAUUUAACAAACUGCUGUACGACCGGGAUGCAGAAGAGAGCUUCCAGGAGAAGAGGACUCGUCUGGGUGGAGUGGUUUACAAAGUUGGCGAACCCAUGGAGAAGCACACCGCAAACAUAUAUACCCGAACUAUGUUCGAGAAGUUCCAGGAAGUCAUGUAUAAGUCUGGGUCAUACUACGUCGACGAAUUGGUGCCAGGAGAGAUAUACGUGGCAAAAAAAUUCAAUAGCGAGAGCCUAGAGAAGUGGUGCAAGGUGGAGUACAAGGUGUCGGUCAAGGAUGGCUAUUAUGCGUGCGAGUGUGGUAUGUACGAGCACAUGGGGAUGCUCUGCUGCCAUGUUGUUAAGGUACUAGUCCACCUCAGGUGCACAGAGAUCCCUGCCCCACAUGUGAUGAAGAGAUGGACAGUGGACGCGCGGGAUGUUUUGCCGCUCCACCUGGUGCAGUACCAGAAGGACCAGGGGUUGAUGACAUCUUUCAGCUUCAGGCAUUCGCAGCUAUACCUCAACUGCAUGGAGGUGGUGAGGAUAGGGGAUGUAAACGUUGAUACCUACACCACGGCAAUGGAGUGCAUAAAGGUCCUGGUGCCGAAGCUUAAGCUUAUCGCGGUCGAGAUGGAUGGCUUAGGGCUAGAGCAGAGGCUCAGCGCGAAGAAAGCUCGAGUGGAUAUUGGUCCUGCUCAAUUACUCGUGGAGCAAACCGCCGGUUCGAAGGACUGCGGUGUAGCAAUCAUCCUGGACGCAGCCCUUAUAGCGCCAUCGAAGAACAGAAGCGGCAGCAGGCCAACAACUAGCCGGGACAAGCCGCCGUACGAGACAACCUCGAAAAGGACAAGAUUCUGCACUAUCUGCGGGCAGUCGGGGAACUACGUGCCCCGAUCGCCCACCAGGAGCUGCGAAGCCUUGGAAGGAGGCAAAAUGCUCGAACUACGGUCUGCCAGGACACCGUAA
Molecule: messenger RNA, 1434 nt
Organism: Lolium rigidum
Lineage: Eukaryota; Viridiplantae; Streptophyta; Magnoliopsida; Poales; Poaceae
Product: protein FAR-RED IMPAIRED RESPONSE 1-like
Exons: 7
Coding region: 1-1434 (477 amino acids)
Biological process (GO): regulation of DNA-templated transcription
Molecular function (GO): zinc ion binding
Source: RefSeq, a predicted model, not a curated record